GGUUAUGAAUACAGCCGGGAUGCAAACCCUACCCGGAAUUGCCUGGAGAAGGCUGUGGCAGCACUGGAUGGAGCUAAGUACAGUUUAGCUUUUGCUUCUGGCUCUUCUGCUACUUUGAUUGUUACUCACCUGUUAAAGGCGGGGGAUACGAUAAUCUGCAUGGACGAUGUCUAUGGAGGGAUGUAAAGCACAAGCACAAACACAUACUUCAGAGAAGUAGCCACGAACCUGGGUUUGAAUGUAGUUUUUGUCGACUGCACAAAACUGAAAUGCCUGGAAGCUGCAAUUACACCAGAGACCAAGCUCGUUUGGAUUGAGACGCCCACAAACCCCAUGAUGAAGGUCAUUGACAUUCAGGCCUGUGCCGAUAUCGUCCAUAAGCACAAAGAUGUUCUGCUGGCGGUAGAUAACACCUUUAUGUCUGCAUACUUCCAGCGUCCUUUAUCCCUGGGGGCUGAUAUUUGCAUGUAUUCUGCCACGAAAUACAUGAACGGGCAUGAUGAUGUUGUAAUGGGUCUUCUUUCAGUAAACCGGGAUGAUCUCUACAAAAGGCUCAAGUUCUUACAAAUCCAUCUUGGACCUGUUCCAUCUCCCCUCGAAUGUUAUCUGUGCAACCGUGGUCUGAAGACACUCCAAAUCCGGAUGAAAAAACAUUUCCACAACGCACUAGCUGUUGCUCGAUUUCUGGAGUCCCAUUCCAGGGUGGAGAAAGUACUUUACCCAGGCUUGCCUUCCCACCCUCAGCAUGAGGUGGUCAAGCGGCAGUGCACUGGCUGUUCUGGGAUGAUAGGCUUCUACGUUAAAGGAAAUCUCCAACACGCUGCUGCCUUUCUCAAGAAUUUAAAG
Molecule: messenger RNA, 846 nt
Organism: Pterocles gutturalis (yellow-throated sandgrouse)
Lineage: Eukaryota; Metazoa; Chordata; Aves; Pterocliformes; Pteroclidae
Gene: CTH
Product: cystathionine gamma-lyase
Exons: 8
Biological process (GO): transsulfuration
Cellular component (GO): cytoplasm
Molecular function (GO): cystathionine gamma-lyase activity; pyridoxal phosphate binding
Source: RefSeq, a predicted model, not a curated record